AUGGACAGUGUAUUGCUGUAUUGGGAUGAUAUGCUUCUGAUUAUGGGCCCUUAUGGAGAUCCAGAGGAAUUUCCUCAUCCUCUAUCCCGUGUCAAGCAAUUAGCUGGAUAUAGAUUUUCAUAUCAGAUAGGUGACUCUUUAAUCUGGCUUGGAAUUCGAGACAUGAUAAAUGAUGUUUGGAAGAAAAAGUUGAAUCUGAAACCUAUCACUUAUUUUAGUGGUUCUCAAGGCUCUAAGAAUGAUAGUCCACAUGGAUACAUAUGGAGUCCUCAUCUUGUUCCUAAACCAAAAGAUUGGGGACCUAAAAUUUAUGUGGUUGGAUUUUGUUACCUUGAUCUCACAUCAAACUACAAACCCCCUGAGGAACUUGUAUGCUGGCUUGAAGCUGGCCCAAAGCCAGUCUACAUUGGCUUUAGUAACCUUUGUGCUAAAUUUGGGAAGCUGAACAAAUCGGUUAAGUUCCCAGAGAUUUUAGACAUGGCUCCAUAUGUUAGUGGGUCAAGUGAUAAGUCGCUAGUUUACAGGCUUUAUGGGGUGGUGGUUCAUGUAGAUACAAUGAAUGAUGCCUUUUCUGGUCAUUAUGUUUGCUAUGUUAAGAUUCAUCACAAUCAAUGGUUCAAAUUUAACGACACCAUGGUGAACGAGGUGGAUCUUCAACAGGUAUUAACAAAAGGCGCAUGCAUGCUCUUUUAUGCAAGGCUUGCAAUUACCAGCCGACUUCUUAUCUUGGUUACCGAUACUGGGGUCUGGAGUAGGAAUCUUCCUCCUCCAGUGACAACUCGGGGUUCUUCUCAGACUCAUGUUCUUGCAGCACAGAUAACAACACCCAAAAGGAUUCCAGUGAUCACAUUCCGGCUUUCAGGUGUUGCUAUCAAGCUUGUUGGCAAUACAGUGUGGAGUGCCCUCUUUCAUCAAUUCUUGAUAGUGAUGUCACGUGAGAUAUCAUUUUUCUUUUUGUUAAACAAUAAUAAUCCUUCUGAGGGGUUGUUUGUUGGGCUACUUCUUUCAAUGUCAUUAACAACAGUGGUUUUGAAGUUUUUGAUAGAAAAGAAUAGUGUUAAUGCUCUUCAUAGAAAAGUAUGUUGGUAUUUUAGGAAAUUCGGCUAA
Lactuca saligna is the source of this 1107-nucleotide messenger RNA. The record is from the annotation of a GenBank genome assembly. NCBI's taxonomy places the organism in Eukaryota, Viridiplantae, Streptophyta, Magnoliopsida, Asterales, Asteraceae.